Messenger RNA from Cyprinodon tularosa, 2251 nucleotides. It is a transcript of the gene a1cf, whose product is annotated as apobec1 complementation factor. Bases 185 to 2029 code for a protein of 614 amino acids. Lineage: Eukaryota; Metazoa; Chordata; Actinopteri; Cyprinodontiformes; Cyprinodontidae. The transcript is spliced from 13 exons. Gene Ontology annotation, molecular function: mRNA binding. Gene Ontology annotation, cellular component: nucleus. The record is from RefSeq and is a predicted model, not a curated record.
GUUUGAUAUGAUGUGAUCACACACAAACACACGCAACACAAACACACACACACUGACACAGGGGGCUCUCACACACACUUCCACUCAGAAUGACACAGCUCUGAUCGGAGGCAGGUGAUCUCUGAAAUUGCUCAGUGAGCUCCCCUAAUUUCCCUGAUUCACAAUCUGCUGUUAAUCACACCCAAUGGAAUCCAAUCAGAAGGGAAGUGGGGACGGGCUGGCGGGGACACAGAAAGAAGUAGCUCUAAGAGCACUUACCCAAAGGACCGGAUACCAGCUGAGACAGGAGAACGGCCAGCGGCGGUAUGGUGGUCCACCACCUGACUGGGAUGGGCCACCUCCUGAGAGAGGCAGUGAGAUAUUUGUGGGAAAACUCCCAAGAGACCUCUUUGAAGAUGAACUGGUUCCGUUGUGUGAGAAGUUUGGAAAGAUCUAUGAGGUGAGGAUGAUGAUGGACUUCAACGGGAACAACAGAGGUUACGCCUUUGUCACCUUCAGCAACAAACAGGAAGCCAGGACAGCCAUGAAGCAGCUUAACAACUAUGAGAUCAGGAACGGGCGCCUCCUCGGUGUCUGUGCGAGUGUGGAUAACUGCCGUCUGUUUGUCGGAGGGAUUCCUAAAACAAAGAAGCGUGAUGAGAUCCUGACGGAGAUGCGGAAGGUCACCGAUGGAGUUGUGGAUGUUAUCGUGUAUCCAAGCGCUGCAGACAAAUCCAAGAACAGAGGUUUCGCCUUUGUAGAGUAUGAGAGUCACCGAGCAGCCGCCAUGGCCCGACGCAAGCUCCUGCCAGGUCGGAUUCAGCUUUGGGGUCAUCCUAUUGCAGUGGACUGGGCAGAGCCUGAGGUAGAGGUUGAUGAGGAUACCAUGGCAACUGUUAAGAUUCUGUAUGUGCGGAACCUAAUGCUGCAAACCACAGAGGAGACCAUAGAGAAGGAGUUUAACAGCUUGAAACCAGGUGCAGUGGAGCGAGUGAAGAAGAUCAGAGACUAUGCCUUUGUACAUUUCAGUCAGAGAGAAGACGCUAUUAACGCGAUGAACGCUCUCAAUGGAAAGGUGGUGGACGGCUCUCCUAUCGAGGUGACUUUGGCCAAGCCAGUGGAUAAGGACAGCUAUGUUCGGUACACCAGAGGAACCGGAGGAAGAGGAGGCUCGGUUUUGCAGACUGACUACACAGCUUAUACUUUGGGACAGGUGUAUGACCCUACAGCGGCGUAUCUUGGGGCUCCUGUGUUUUAUGCCCCCCAAACCUACGCUGCCAUUCCUGGUCAAUUCCGCUUCCCAGCAGCCAAAGCUCAUGUAGGAGGUAGAGGACUGAUUAGAACGCCUUCGGUCAGAGAAAUUUACAUGACUGUACCUGUAGGGGCCGCUGGGGUGCGAGGGCUGGGUGGGCGGGGCUACCUGGCCUAUGCAGCUGGGGCUGGAGCCAUGGGACGAGGGGGUGGAAGCAGUGCCUCCUAUGGUAUGAAGGGGGACAAACAGGCUGAAGAAAAGCUAUAUGACCUGCUGCCAGGGAUGGAGCUGACACCGAUGAAUCCUGCUGCCAUGAGCCUGAAGGCCAGCAGCAUCAAGCCACCGACGCAGGUUUUGGAGGAGCUGUGUCAGAAGAAUAACUGGGGUCAGCCGGUCUAUCAACUCCAUUCGGCCAUCAGUCCAGACCAACGACAGCUCUUCCUCUACAAGAUCACCAUCCCAGCUCUCGCCAAUCAGUACCCCAACGUACAUCCCUUCACUCCUGCCAAACUGUGCGUGUCAGUGGAAGAAGCCAAGGUCCAUGCAGCUGAACAUACCCUGCAGACACUCGGCCUGCAGACAGAGGGCGCUGCUGAUGCCAGCUGUGCUACUGCAGCUGCUGUGGCCUCAGUAGCCUUCCCAGGCUACGCACUGGCGAGCCCUGCAUCCUCAGGAGUCGCCUCCCAGCUAAAGCAGGCUGUCUCUCUUGGACAAGAUCUAACUGCCUACACAACGUACGAGGGCUAUCCUGCAUUUGCCUUGGCAGCUCGCCACACUGAUGGAUAUGGUGUUUUCUAAAGCAGCCUUUUCGAGGGAAGUUAAAUUGCAUUUAUACCACAAUGCUUUCCUUACUACAAAAUUUGAUUCAGUUUAGAAAAAGCAAACUCUGUGACCUGGCAGGUGGUCAGAUUUUUUUUUGGCUCUUAGUUAAUAGCAGGUUUCAAGUAAACUGGUGCAAACGUAGUAUUUAGCUGUUGUGUUUAGGUUAUACAGGGAGAACAAACUCUGUUGAGUUUAGUU